This is a messenger RNA of Chara braunii, 1153 nucleotides long. NCBI's taxonomy places the organism in Eukaryota, Viridiplantae, Streptophyta, Charophyceae, Charales, Characeae. The record is from the annotation of a GenBank genome assembly.
CGAGGAUGCAACUCGGGCACUCAAUGCCCGAUUGCUGGACCUGGAACAGGCUGUACCAAGACCAACUGCUGGGGCUUCCAGCAGUGCACUCUCUAGCCGCCAACUGGAGCAACGCGUUGACCACAUCCUGGCAAUGCUCGGCGACAUUAACACCUUCGCUGCGCCGUCCACCAUCAGCACUCAGCUGCAUACCUUGAAGACCGAGGUCCAACAGCUGCAGUCGAUGAACGCAGAUGGCAAUCAGAAGAUGCCAAAGUUCGACGACUACACGCAGCAGAAUCCGACCCUCUCCUGGGAGGCAUUCACGACGCAACUCAGGAUUCUGCCUGUCGCUAAGCACAAGUACAUCGGCGCCCUGUUCCUAAACUCAAAGGGCGGAUGCCAGACCUGGUUGACCCACCUGGCAACCUCCCACGGCGUCGACGUACCGGACCUCGAGGACAAGAUCACAUGGGAAGAACUGACGCGGCUGUGGAAGAAGCGGUUCAUCGUCGACGACGCGCCAGCACUUGCCAUCAACCGACUGUUCGCCAUGUCACAGGGCAACACAGCAACACGGGACUGGCUCACGGAGUGGCAGAAGAUUGCGGCUGUGCCCAAUCUGAACUUACCAUUCGAGCAUUUACGCCGUGAGUUCUACAACAGGUCCUAUGCUGCAUUGAGCCAGGUUCUUGGUGAUCGUGAGCAGUACUCAACCUUUGCUGAAAUUAUUGACAAAGCAAGGGAGAUCAUCAAGACCAACAGGUCAGCUGCACACGAGAAAUCAACAUCAUGGCAGCCGACCUAUGUGGAGAAGGUACGAACUGGUCCGCGACAGCAGCACUUCGCUGCAGUCCAGCAGGACAGUGGAGAUAACCCAGCAGCCACUCCAGCAUCAAGUGACGGAGAUCAGGUGGCUGCUGUCCAGCCGCAAUGCACCAACAAGUCCCACAACAAUGGGAAGGCCAAAUCCGCAUCGCAGGCCGGAAAUGGACAGCCAGGACAGUUUCCAUGGGUCAAGUUUGGCUUGACCGAGGCGGAGUACAAGGUCCGCGGCCGCUACGGCAGCUGCUAUUGCUGCAACAGCACCAAGCACAAGACCUCCCUGUGCCAAGAUCAGGGCAAGGAGGAUGUGCGACCCCGCCUCAGCUCGGGAAACUGAGCUCCGCGGAAG